Aureobasidium subglaciale EXF-2481 is the source of this 408-nucleotide messenger RNA. RefSeq lists its product as uncharacterized. NCBI's taxonomy places the organism in Eukaryota, Fungi, Ascomycota, Dothideomycetes, Dothideales, Saccotheciaceae. The transcript has a single exon. Bases 1 to 408 code for a protein of 135 amino acids. The record is from RefSeq and is a predicted model, not a curated record.
AUGCAUGAAACACAGAACGAAGAGUUUCAAAAGCAAGGAGCAGAAGACGACCCAGCAUCAUCAUCGUCCUCAUCAUCAGGGACAAAAGAACAGGACAAGACUACCGAGCCAGAGCAAAAUUUACGCAAGCCCGACCAAGAGAACCUUGACGAGGCAGGACAGACCACAUCACCACCAUCGCCUUCAGCAGCAGAAGAGCAGAAAGAGGGCCAAACGGUCGAGGCUAUAGAGACUGUAGAACAGCGACAGUGUAUGUACGAUGUCGAUCACGAGAAGUUUAAUGAGGGAGGACAGAUUACAUCAGGCUCAGUCUCACCGUCUCAAAUCAAAUUAACCCCGAACAGGAGCGUGCACAACUAUCGACAAGGAACCAAAGAUCUUGGACGCGGAACAAAGUGCACAAGAUAG